GUGUAACGUACACACUUUCGCGAUGUUUGUUUUAGUGUAUGUAUCGUCUGUACUCAUGGGAAAUAACCAUGCUGUAAACAGGAGUCGCCGUGGCAAACCUGCCCGCCCAACAAACGUUGUGAAUUCGCAGUAAGGAGCACGAUGGCGGCUGCUGAGCACGGCCAGGAGGAAAGAGAAACACAGGCUCUGGGGGACGAGGAGGAAGGGGAAGGCGAGGGAAUGGAAUCGGAGGGAGACGAGCGGGGAGAUGGCACGUCGGAGGGAACAGGACCGUCCUCCUCCGAUGAGGAAGAUGAGAAGGAGAAUGAAGCAGAAAUACAGCGGCUUGAAGAGCAGCUGUCUAUAAAUGCAUUUGACUACAAUUGCCACUUAGACCUUAUCAAACUGUUAAGGCAGGAGGGGGAGUUAGAGAGGCUAAGACGUGCCCGUCAGAAGAUGAGUGAACUUUUUCCACUAACUGAAGAGAUCUGGCUGGACUGGCUGAAGGAUGAGAUGAAAAUUGGAGGAGAUGAUUUCAGUCGGGAUUCUGUCUAUGAGCUGUUUGAGAAAGCUGUCAAAGAUUAUAUAUGUCCAGAAAUCUGGUUGGAGUAUGCACAGUAUUCUAUUGGAGGUAUGGGUGAAGAGGGCGGCAUUGAUAAGGUCCGUUCUAUAUUUGAGAGGGCUUUAACAGCUGUUGGACUCCAUAUGACAAAAGGAUCAACUAUAUGGGAUGCUUACAGAGAAUUUGAGAACGCAAUAUUGGGAACCAUACAGCCAUUGCCUGGUACUGUUCCUUCAGCAGAACAGCAGCAGAUGCUGAAUGUCCAACUUGAGAGGAUCCAUACUCUCUUCAAACGUCAGUUGGGUGUUCCCCUUCUAGAAAUGGCUUCCACCUAUGCGGAGUAUGAGGAGUGGUCAGAAGAACCUAUUCAGAAUUCUGUCAUACAGAAUUAUAAGAAGGCUCUACAGCAAGUGGAGAAGUACAAGGCUUAUGAGGAGGCACUGCUGGCUGCUGAAACACCAAAGUUGGCAGAAUACCAAGCUUACCUUGACUUUGAAAUGAAAGGAGGAGACCCAGCUUGUAUCCAGAUUAUUUUUGAACGUGCCUUGGCUGAAAACUGUUUGGUGCCAGAUCUUUGGGCAAGGUACACAGAGUAUCUUGACAGACAGCUGAAAGUAAAGGAUCUGGUGCUUUCCGCUCAUGACCGAGCUGCCAGAAAUUGCCCAUGGACUGUGGGUCUGUGGAAAAGAUAUAUACUCGCAAUGGAGCGUCACUGUGUAGAUCACAGCACUGUCACUGAAACGUUUGAAAAGGCUCUGAAUGCUGGAUUCAUCCAAGCCACAGAUUACGUUGAGAUUUGGCAGUCCUAUUUGGACUAUCUUAGAAGAAGAGUGGACUUCACAAAAGAUUCCAGCAAAGAGCUUGAAGAGCUUCGAGCUGCAUUUGUUCGUGCUCUUGAGUACCUUAAGCAAGAAGUGGAAGAAAGAUUCAGUGAAAGUGGAGAUUCUUCAUGUAGCAUAAUGCAGAUCUGGGCCAGAAUAGAGGCUCAACACUGCAACAACAUGCAAAAAGCCAGAGAGCUGUGGGAUAGUAUAAUGACCAAAGGCAAUUCCAAAUUUGCCAAUAUGUGGCUGGAGUACUACAACCUGGAACGAGCACAUGGUGAUAUUCAGCACUGUAGGAAGGCUUUGCAUCGCGCUGUCCAGUGCACUUCAGACUAUCCGGAACAUGUGUGCAAUGUACUUCUCACACUGGAGAGAACAGAAGGGUCUUUGGAAGACUGGGAUGCAGCUGUUUUGAAAAUUGAAACUAAACUUUCACGUGUCAAAGAGCAGCGUGCAAAGGCUGCUGAGAAAGAAGCAACUUUUGCUAGGCAAGAAGAGGAAAAGGCUGAACAGAGGAAAAAGACACGAGCAGAAAAGAAAUCUGCAAAGAAAGUAAAAAAGGUGAAACCUGGAGACAAACGCAAAGCAGAGGAUGAAUAUGAAGAUGAAGAGUGGGGCGAUGAGCCAGCUGAGCGGCCCAGUAAGAAGUCUAAAGGAGAAGCAACAUUUGAAGACCAUGAGAUAGAAGAUAUGGAGACUGAAAUAGGGCUGUUUGGCAGAAGCACUUCCACUACGGUCCAGUCAGCAGCCAAGCAGAAGCCCCCUGCAGCAAAGGAACCGCACAAGGUCCUUCAUGGCAUUAAUAAGGACACUGUAACUGUGUUUGUCAGCAACUUGCCCUUCAAUAUGCAUGAGCCAGAACAACAGCUUAGAAAUAUGUUUUCUGGCUGUGGGGAAAUCUCCCAAAUCCGAGUAGUCCAUAGUAACAAAGGCUUCUUCCGUGGAUACUGUUAUGUUGAAUUUACAGAAGAAAAAAGUACUCACGAUGCACUGAAACUGGAUCGGCAAGAGGUCAAUGGGAGACCCAUGUUUGUUUCUCCUUGUGUGGACAAGAACAAGAACCCAGAUUUUAAGGUGUUCAAAUACAGCACAGCUCUGGAGAAACACAAGCUGUUUGUGUCUGGGUUACCAUAUUUCUGCACUAAAGAAGACCUGGAAGAAAUCUUUAAGGAACAUGGGACCGUUAAAGAUAUGCGUCUGGUAACCAAUCGUUCUGGGAAGUCGAAGAGAAUGGCAUAUAUUGAAUAUGAAAAUGAGACCCAGGCUUCACAGGCUGUUAAGAAGUUGGAUGGCACAAUAAUCAAGGAGCACAAAAUUAAGGUGGCAAUUAGUAAUCCUCCAAUGAGAAAACGGACAGGGGAAACUGCUCUGUCGUCAAUGCCUAUGAUUCCACGACAAACGUAUGGAGCAAGGGGUAAAGGAAGAACCCAGGUAGCUCUUUUGCCACGCUCACUACAUCGCCAAAAUGCACCGACCACCACAAAAACAGAAAAUGGUACUCCGCUACCACAGACCUCCUCUGGUGCUGAAGGAGAACCUCGAAAAAUGUCCAAUGCAGACUUUGCCCGGAUGCUGCUCCAGAAGUGAUUAUGCAGAAAGAGAAGCCACAGUCCGUAUGAUGGGAAAAUGUGAACGAGUUGAUACCCUUUGUGUCCUUAUUCAUCACUGUAGCUGCCCACAGCUCCUCUGAAUGAUUGAACUGCAGAAUCUGCCCUGUUGGGCUGUAGAGUUGGGGAUUAAUACAUACAGUUUGUUCUGGGUUUCUUUUUCUUUUUCUAGUCCCUAUUCUGAUUUACCUUUUAUUUUUUUAAUAGCACAGACUGUAGGCUUCCUCAUUUCCCUCAUAUUGAGGCAGGCAAGGCAAUGUAGGAGCAGCUAUAUAUCGGUCUGUUUGGGUAUGUUUUUACGCCUGUUGUUGCGGACUGUUUAUUGAUCACACAUUGUUGCAAAGGUCGCAAUGGAACAAACCCAAAAUGGGUAUUUUAUGUUUUUCCCUUUUUUCAUGUUUUUUUUUUUGUUUUUCCCUGUGGAAUUUACAGUAUGUUUGCGUUGGACAAAACUGGAUUAAACUAUUUGCUGUUCCUAUGUCAUUCUAA
Molecule: messenger RNA, 3461 nt
Organism: Pseudophryne corroboree (corroboree frog)
Lineage: Eukaryota; Metazoa; Chordata; Amphibia; Anura; Myobatrachidae
Gene: SART3
Product: spliceosome associated factor 3, U4/U6 recycling protein
Exons: 19
Coding region: 142-2952 (936 amino acids)
Biological process (GO): RNA processing
Molecular function (GO): RNA binding; protein binding
Source: RefSeq, a predicted model, not a curated record